AUGAUUGGCGAAAACAUUCAACACGCAAAUAACGUCGAGUUUGCCGAAAAAAGAUCUUUUACGGGUGCUGUUGUGAACCUGAAGAAGCUACUGAGGACGGUUACACGCAUUUUCCAUCUCUCAAAGCCCAAAAACAUGGCAACGGAUGAGAUCAGCAUCAAAUCUUCAGCAUUUGCGACAGAAGAGGAACUUCAAAAUUGGCUCAACGAACAGCUUGAACUCAAAAAGAUGUCGCUACGCUAAUGGAAAUCUGCAGAAGUUCCGGACAACCUGUGAUGGGACUUGUGUUGCGGCACGAUUCCAAAUCGGCGAAAGGCUUUAAAUAAGUUCUGUGAUAGCGAGAG
Messenger RNA from Drosophila montana, 344 nucleotides. RefSeq lists its product as uncharacterized. Bases 1 to 243 code for a protein of 80 amino acids. NCBI's taxonomy places the organism in Eukaryota, Metazoa, Arthropoda, Insecta, Diptera, Drosophilidae. The transcript has a single exon. The record is from RefSeq and is a predicted model, not a curated record.